CCAACGCGAAGCGACAUCGAAAUUUCAUGAAUAGCUUCGCUUGCUUCGUGUCAAAAAGUGAAUUGGAUGUAACUGGGCAAAUAUUACAGUUUAUUGUUUAAACUUUAGUGAAGCCUUUAACAACAAUUAUUUUAAGAGUAUUUUAGUGUACAGCAACAAGUGUUCUAAUACAAAAUGAAACGAGGUUAUGACUCCAUGAACUCUUCGAUCGAAAUUAGUUCUUACCGUGACCAACAUUUUAAGGUUUGCCAAGGAUCCAGAAGUGAACAAGAGAAGUUACUUCGAACGUCUGCAACACUUUAUAUAGGAAAUUUGUCAUUUUAUACAACAGAAGAGCAAAUAUAUGAAUUAUUUUCGCGGUGUGGUGACAUUAGGCGGAUAAUCAUGGGAUUGGACAAAUACAAGAAGACUCCUUGUGGAUUUUGUUUUGUUGAAUACUAUGCUAGAGAAGAUGCGGAAAACUGUAUGAGAUAUAUUAAUGGCACAAGGUUAGAUGACAGAAUAAUCAGAUGUGAUUGGGAUGCGGGCUUUAUUGAGGGACGUCAGUAUGGACGUGGGAAAACAGGUGGACAGGUGCGGGAUGAAUAUAGAACAGACUAUGACGGCGGGCGCGGCGGCUAUGGUAAAAUCAUUGCACAGAAGAUCACCCCGAACACCAUAGAACGCCAAUGAUGGCAAAGAUGCAGUUUUGCUAUGACGUGUAAACUUAUAUUAUUUAAGUGUGAAAACAACUUAAGAAAGACUGGAAUGGAAUGUAAUUUAAAUAGUCGUAAAACUUAUAAACUAUUCUUUAUAAGUCAAACAACAUGUUUUAUUAAGAAAUAUUUAUUAAAAUCUCGUAUAAGCAUUUUAACAACUACAUGCAAGAAUAUUUCAUUAGAAAAAAAUAAGACGCAUUAAGAUGAAUUUUACAAAAUGAUGAGUACAUGUGCAACCAAAAGAAUGAAUUAAAAUUUACACCUCCGCUCACGUGAAGUAGGCAAUCUCAGCAAAUUGAAACCUUGAACCACUAUGGAACCACCUCUAAUUUACCAAUGGUAUAAGAUUUACAUAUUACAAUUCUCUACUAUACAUAGUUCCAGGUUCCAUUUGGUAAGCUUGCAUACUGUACUUAUUUAAUUAUAAGUUAAUAGAUACAAAUAAUCAUAAAGAAACUAUGAAACAAUAAUAAUAGAUGUAAAAAGACAUGUUUUUUAUUAAAACAUUAAAUACAUUUAAUACAUUACUGGAACA
Cydia pomonella (codling moth) is the source of this 1233-nucleotide messenger RNA. It is a transcript of the gene Cbp20, whose product is annotated as nuclear cap-binding protein subunit 2. Gene Ontology annotation, molecular function: RNA cap binding. Gene Ontology annotation, biological process: mRNA cis splicing, via spliceosome. The transcript is spliced from 4 exons. The record is from RefSeq and is a predicted model, not a curated record. NCBI's taxonomy places the organism in Eukaryota, Metazoa, Arthropoda, Insecta, Lepidoptera, Tortricidae. Bases 175 to 672 code for a protein of 165 amino acids. Gene Ontology annotation, cellular component: nuclear cap binding complex.